CUUUUAUACCUGCAACAGAAAGAGGGAAAGCAGAGAGAAAGAAGGCGAAGAAGAAGAGUGACGAUGGAUCAAAGCCAGCGGGCCCCACAGAGGGCUUCUCAUCAGUACCAUCCGUCCAGAAACGCCAUCGUCGAUCUCUUCAACCUCUAUCUAGGGAGAAAUUCCCGCCAAAAAUCCGAAGACGCCAUUCGUGAAUCUCCGAACAAAACACAAAAAAGGGUAACUGCUCUCAGAGAGCUUCCUCCUCGCAAUGAGCAAUUUCUUCUUGAUUUUGAACAGAUCCUAGGCCAAUUGCCAGACCAAGAACAGCUAUGUGCUGUGACAGAAUCUGUUCUUAUUUCUUUGAUUGUGCAAUGUAGCAGUCAUGCACCACAAGCGGAAUUUAUUCUUUUCUCCUUACGGAGCUUGUGCAGCAUAGGCUACGUGAAUUGGGACACUUUCCUUCCUUCCCUCCUUUCUUCGGUUUCCUCUGCGGAGGCCUCAAUUGGACAGGGGAGCCAAGCUAUGGUUGCUGCAUCAUCUACAAGUUUACAAGCAUCUGGAAUAAUUUCUUCGUCAAUUCCAAUUCCCAAUUCUUCUAAUUUUCAAGCCUCCAAUCCCGCAUCGCCUUUGCCUUCUAUUCAUGGUAUUGGAUCUCCCACCCAGUCCACAACCGAGCCAUCAUCUUGUGUAUCUCUCUCGCCAGUCAAGUCUUCCGAUAUUUCCUGUGGCGGACAACAGAUAUCAUCAAAGGCAAAUCCAUCACUACGAGGUACAGCUAUAAGCUAUCUACGCCAACUUUCAUGCAAGAUUAUCUUAGCUGCACUUGAAUCCAAUCUGAAGCCAGCUACUCAUGCCGACAUUUUCUCACACAUGAUGAACUGGUUGGUUAACUGGGAUCAGCGGCAGUUGGGAAUUGAUGAAGCUGAUGGUAUGAAGGCCUGGAAACCUGAGAGAGCUUUGAACGAAUGGCUGCAUAGUUGCUUGGAUGUUAUCUGGCUGUUGGUUGAGGAGGAUAAAUGUCGUGUCCCCUUUUAUGAAUUGCUUCGCAGUGGCUUGCAGUUUAUAGACAAUAUACCCGAUGACGAGGCUUUAUUCACUAUCAUUCUGGAGGUUCAUCGGAGGCGGGAUAUGGUUGCAAUGCACAUGCAAAUGUUAGAUCAGCACCUUCAGUGCCCCACAUUCGCGACUCAUAGGUUCUUGUCUCAAGCCUAUCCAAAUAUUUCCGGUGAAUCAAUAGCGAACUUGCGAUACUCACCAAUAACAUAUCCUAGUGUACUAGGAGAACCCUUGCAUGGAGAGGAUCUGGCAACUUCUAUUCAAAGAGGGAGUUUGGACUGGGAAAGGGCUUUGCGUUGUCUAAGACAUGCUCUUCAUACUACUCCAUCACCUGACUGGUGGAGGCGUGUGCUUCUAAUUGCUCCCUGUUACAGGCCGCAUAAUCAACAACUGCCAACUCCUGGUGCUGUGUUCUCUUCUGAAAUGAUUUGCGAGGCAACCAUUGAUAGAGCUAUUGAGCUGCUCAAAAUGACAAAUUCAGAGACGCACUGCUGGCAGGAGUGGCUUAUAUUUGCUGAUGUGUUUUUCUUUCUCAUGAAGAGCUGGUGUAUUGAUUUCCUUGAUUUUGUGGACAAGCUUGUAUCCAGAGUUGAUCAACAGAUUCUUCGGAGCAAUCAUGUGACAUGGCUGCUUGCGCAGAUAAUUCGCAUUGAGCUUGUGACAAAUGCUUUAAAUUCAGAUCCGAAGAAGGUGGAAACUACCAGAAAGAUUCUGUCGUUUCACAAAGAAGACAAGAUCUCUGAUCCGAAUAAUGUUAGUCCUCAAAGUAUUCUUCUUGACUUCAUAAGCAGUAGUCAAACCUUGCGUAUCUGGUCAUUCAACACCUCAAUAAGAGAACAUUUGAAUCAUGAGCAGCUUCAGAAAGGAAAACAGAUAGAUGAAUGGUGGAAGCAAGUAACAAAAGGGGAGCGAAUGAUGGAUUACAUGAAUUUGGAUGAUAGAUCAAUGGGGAUGUUUUGGGUUCUUUCGUAUACCAUGGCACAAGCUGCUUGUGAUGCACUAAUGAAUUGCUUGACCUCUUCUGGAGUUACAGAACUGCUACAAGGGUCUAAUUUACAAUCCAAUGACAGGAUUAUGGUGAUGCGGGAAUGUUGCCCACUACCAAUGUCAUUACUUUCUGGCCUUUCAAUCAAUUUAUGUUUAAAACUGGCACAUCAAAUUGAGGAUACCUUAUUUCUUGGCCAGGCCAUUCCCAGCAUUGCGAUGGUUGAAACAUAUUGUAGGUUGCUGCUGAUUGCACCUCAUUCAUUGUUUCGCCCACAUUUCACUACAUUAACACAAAAGACUCCCUCCAUUUUGAGCAAGCCUGGGGUAUCCUUGCUCCUGCUGGAAAUACUGAACUACCGUUUACUUCCACUAUACAGGUACCAUGGAAAAAGCAAGGCACUAAUGUAUGAUGUUACAAAAAUAAUUUCUAUGAUAAAGGCAAAACGUGGAGAACAUCGCCUCUUCAGAUUGGCUGAAAAUUUAUGCAUGAAUCUGAUUCUGUCGCUCCGGGAUUUUUUUCUGGUUAAAAAGGAAUUAAAGGGUCCAACUGAGUUUACUGAAACAUUGAAUAGAAUAACAAUAAUUAGUCUUGCGAUCACCAUCAAGACACGUGGUAUUGCAGAGGUUGAGCACAUGGUUUUCCUUCCGCCCCUUCUGGAGCAGAUAAUGGCAACUAGUCAGCACACUUGGUCAGAAAAGACACUCCGACACUUCCCUGCUCUUAUUCGUGAUACUUUAAUGGGGCGGAUUGAUAAAAGGGGCCAGGCUAUCCAAGCUUGGCAACAGGCAGAAACAACAGUCAUCAACCAAUGCACACAGCUCCUUUCACCAUCAGCUGAUCCAACUUAUGUUAUGACCUAUAUCAGUCAUAGUUUUCCUCAACACCGACAGUAUCUAUGUGCUGGCGCUUGGAUGCUUAUGAAUGGACACCCUGAAAGCAUUAAUAGUGCAAAUCUUGGACGCGUCUUGAGAGAAUUUUCACCUGAAGAAGUGACAUCAAACAUUUAUACAAUGGUGGAUGUCCUUCUUCACCAUAUUCAAAUUGAACUGCAACAUGGACAUCUCUUACAGGAACUUCUAUUGAAAGCUAGCGCAAACCUUGCCUAUUUUAUUUGGACACAUGAAUUACUUCCUUUGGAUAUUUUGCUUCUAGCACUUACUGACAGAGACGACGAUCCCCAUGCUCUGCACAUUGUGAUAAGUCUAUUAGACAGGCAGGAGCUUCAACAGAGAGUCAAGAUGUUUUGUAUGAAUCGUGGGCCUCAUAGUCAUGAGCAUUGGCUCAAUUCUGGACUUUUCAAGCGAGUUGAGCUGCAAAAAGCUCUUGGAAAUCAUCUCUCUUGGAAGGACCGGUACCCACCCUUCUUUGAUGACAUUGCAGCACGUAUGCUUCCAGUCAUCCCUUUAAUCAUUUACAGGCUUAUUGAGAAUGAUGUGAUGGAAUAUGCUGAAAAAGUUCUUGCAAUAUACACUCCAUUGCUUGCCUACCACCCACUGAGAUUUACUUUUGUUCGUGACAUCCUUGCAUAUUUCUACGGUCAUCUGACAGGGAAGCUCAUUGUGCGGAUAUUGAAUGUACUUGAUGUUUCUAAGAUCCCUUUCUCUGAGUCAUUUCCUCAACAUGUUGGUUCAUCAAAUACUGUUAUGUGCCCGCCACCGGACUAUUUUGCAACUCUCUUGCUGGGUCUCGUGAAUAAUGUUAUACCUCCUUUGAAUAGCAAGUCAAAACCAGGAUCGAUGGGAGAUCCUCCAAGUAUUCCUGGGCGUGCGGCACUUAAUAAGACUCAAGCAACAUCACAAUUUGGGACAACAAAUACUUCAGAGGGUCAGAGGGCAUUCUAUCAAAACCAGGAUCCUGGCACGUACACACAGCUUGUUUUGGAAACUGCGGUGAUUGAGAUCCUUUCACUUCCUGUACAGGUUUCACAGAUUGUGUCAUCACUUGUUCAAAUAGUUGUGCACGUCCAGACGACAUUAAUCCAGUCUAGCAAUGGGCUUCAGGGAAUGCCGAGCAGUACUGGGCAAGGUUCUGCACUACCAACUUCCCCAUCGGGCGGAAGCACAGACUCCUUAAACACAAGCAGAUCAAACCCAUCAACAUCAGGAAUAAAUGCAGCCAGUUUUGUUUCCAGAAGCGGUUAUACAUGCCAGCAAUUAUCUUGUUUGAUGAUCCAGGCUUGCGGCCUUCUGUUGGCCCAACUCCCACCAGAAUUUCACAUGCAACUAUAUUCGGAAGCAUCAGGGAUAAUUAAAAGUUGUUGGUGGCUCACUGAUGGGAAAAGGCCUCUGAGGGAACUAGACUCUGCUGUUGGCUAUACAUUGUUGGAUCCUACUUGGGCUGCUCAAGACAACACCUCAACAGCCAUAGGUAAUAUAGUUGCACUUCUGCAUUCAUUCUUCAGUAACCUUCCUCAAGAAUGGCUGGAAUCAACGCACACAAUUAUUAAGAACCUUAGACCGGUGUCUUCUGUUGCAAUGUUGAGGAUAGCAUUUCGUAUCAUGGGUCCGUUGCUUCCUCGGCUUGCUUUUUCUCGCCAAAUCUUUAUGAAGACCCUAGCACUGCUGUUCAAUGUCAUGUCAGACGUGUUUGGGAGGAACUCGCAGCCAUCAUCUCCUAACGAGGCAUCGGAAAUAGCAGAUAUCAUCGACUUCCUGCACCAUGCUGUGUUAUAUGAAGGGCAAGGAGGGCCUGUACAGAGCAGCAGUAAGCCCAAACUAGAGACAUUGACUCUCUGCAGCAAAGUCAUGGAACUUCUACGGCCGGAUGUGCAGCAUCUCCUGUCCCAUUUAAAGACCGAUCUGAAUUCCUCCAUUUAUGCAGCGACUCAUCCAAAGCUAGUCCAAAAUCCAACAUGACUGGUGCACAUUUUAGGGCUCGUAGUACUUCAGUGCUCCCACAUUUUCUUUUUCACAGGCGACCACAAAUGCAUGAUUCUUCAGUGCUUGCUUGCACUACUGACAAAAGAGAGACUGUUGUUGUAUUAGAAAAUCGACGGACACUGAUCCUUUUUGCCUUCUCUUUGAUUGGUUCGAUUGGGCCUCUGGCAGCAUAGACGACAAAAACACCUAUGUGAAUCAUUCAAAAGGCAUGGUUUUUAGACUUAGAGACUCAGAUCUCGUUUGGUCUCGGGUUGAGUCGCGACUCACCCGAGUUGGUGGUGACUCGGUGGGUCGACUUGUAGUAUCAAAUGUAAUAAGGUAGAGUGCCAAAUCUGAGUCAGCGCUUCUGAGUUGCGACCAACUGGUCCAAGUCCUAAAACCAUCUUCAAAGGGCGUGGGCCAAUAAUAUGGAGUUUAGGGUCAGAUCAGAUGCUGCCUUGCUUGGGCAUAUCCUGCCAUUGUAUUUUCUACUACUAAUCAGUGGACGAGGCAAAAACUCAAAGUUGGGCUGCGAUUUGUAACAUUAUCUAAUGGUAGGUUGUAUAUUUGGAAAUCUGAAUUUUUGUAGAAGGGUUAAAAGUUAUUGUGGAUUAUGCAUACAGGGACUUUCAUGUCCAUGGACAGUCCAUACGUCCAUCUGAAAUGUA
Molecule: messenger RNA, 5552 nt
Organism: Magnolia sinica
Lineage: Eukaryota; Viridiplantae; Streptophyta; Magnoliopsida; Magnoliales; Magnoliaceae
Product: mediator of RNA polymerase II transcription subunit 23
Exons: 21
Coding region: 64-4881 (1605 amino acids)
Biological process (GO): regulation of transcription by RNA polymerase II; positive regulation of gene expression
Cellular component (GO): mediator complex; transcription regulator complex
Source: RefSeq, a predicted model, not a curated record